GCUACAGUGAGGCCACUUAUUUUGCUGUGCCUCUUAGCAGAGUCGAAACAUGCCGAGCGCUGAACUGCAGUUCGGAAACUACUUUAGUGGGGAAUGAUGGAUUGUCGUACUCUUUUGGGUGGGUGGGCGUUAAUGAUGAAUGUGUAGCAGGCAGCGGUAUAAGUAUAAGACCGCGACUAUGAAUUGAAUUCUUCUUUGCUGCCACGCUCACUCUCACGAUCUCUACGUCUUUCUUUGCUUUACUUUCUGUUGUGCUCGAGUCACUCCUUUUGUUGCGCUCCUAGCAGGUCUAGAGCCGUUUCUUUCCUUUGCCAAAAAGUGAUCGUUCUCGUUCUGCGCAGCCUUCUCCCUUCACUUCAUCUACACCAACCCUCACGACGCACUGUAUCUAUUUCCACACCUACGAAAUACCAUGUUUCCCAAGACCACCAUGUACCCGACAACUCUCCUCCUUCUCGUCGCCCCCCUCACAACGCUGGCCCACAUGCACCUCGAACAACCUGUUCCUUUCAACCUCGCUCCUCUCCGCCGCGAAAACGCCCCCAUCAUACUCUCCUCGCAAUAUCCAUGCAACCCCACCAACGAGCCUGCCUUCCUUUCCGAUACCACCACCCCCAUGACCGUCGGCCAGAAGCAAGUCCUAAGCAUCGGCGGCACCGUCCCCCACGGCGGCGGCAGCUGCCAGCUCAGCAUCACCACCGACGCCAUCCCGACACCAAACUCGGCGUUCAAAGUCAUCAAGAGCUUUGAGGGCGGGUGCCCGGAUCCGACCGACACAACCAAGGAGUUUAACUUUGAGAUCCCCGCAGUGGUGCCGAAUGGGGAGGUGACGCUGGCGUGGAGCUGGCUGGCGCAGGUGACGGGGGAGUUCUACAUGAACUGCGCGCCGAUUACCGUUUCGGGUGGGGCGAAGGACGCGAGCGGGCUUGAAAAACUCCCCGAUAUGCUCGUCGCGAGUAAAGAUGUCACGGAGGCCGAGUGUACGUUCACGAGCCAUGACACUAUCUUCCCCGAUCCGGGAGAGGUGGUAGAGAAGAACGGUGAUGCUUCCAAGGCCGCGAAGCCGGUCGGCGCGGGCUGCGGCAAGACUUUCGUUGGCAAGAAUAUCGGCGCGCCCAAGGCCGCGAACUCGGCUGCGAAUUCGGCGACAACGGCAGUGCCUGCGCCAUCUGGUGGCGCCGGCGGCGUCUUCGCCCCCGGUGCGUCCAGCGCAGCUGAGGCUCCCUCUCCUUCAACAUCUACUCUUACCACCCUCAUCGCGGUCACCGCUACGCCUUCGGCACCGGAGUCACCUAGCAGUGUCGUGGGAACAGCCCCAGCGGCUGUUGGCACCGGGACCACGACAUCCUGUCCCACGGAUGGCAUGGUUGUAUGCAAUGGUACCGAGCAGUUCGGACUCUGCGACCACGGCAAGGCGGUCUGGCAGGCCGUGGCUGCGGGGACCAAGUGUCAGGAUGGGAAGGUGGUGAAAAGGGAAUUUAGAGCUGUGCGGCGGGGGCGGAUUCCGAGACCAAGGUUUGGCCAUUCGCAUUUUUGAGGGAGCAUGAAGAAAUCUAUAUGUUUUACGCAUUACGGUGUUGUACGCGGAGAAUGUGACUAGAUUGAAGGAUUAUAUAGAGAUGGCGGGAUAUACUUGUUGGCUGGUGGAUUUGUCGCAUUUCAAGGCGUCCAUGUGGCGCUUGAUUAGGCUUCUACGCUAGGAACUGCUGAAAUUAGAGGCACUGUACUCCUCAUGAGAUACGCAAUAGCUACUAUCACGCUCCAAUCCGUACGCAUGCACUUUCAUGUCCAAUUCAAGGAACUGAACUGCUCCUGCUCCGAUUUUAGCGGUGAUGAGUGGAUCUUCCUUCGAGACUAUCGGUGAAUUGGAAUUUCAGUCUGGGCA
Molecule: messenger RNA, 1885 nt
Organism: Mytilinidion resinicola
Lineage: Eukaryota; Fungi; Ascomycota; Dothideomycetes; Mytilinidiales; Mytilinidiaceae
Exons: 1
Coding region: 431-1537 (368 amino acids)
Source: RefSeq, a predicted model, not a curated record